UAAACAAGCUAUUAUUGUGAACUAUCACUUAUUUAGGUAAAAAUUUCUACGUGAUUGUAAUAUUUUUGAAAAAAACUAAGAAAUUGAAAGGUAAGAAAGGAUAAUUUAGGGGUUGCUGUUGCUGCUGCUGCUGCCGUUGCCACUACCACUGCCCAUUACGCGAGUACUCCCGCGCUACAUUUAUGAUGUCCUCAGUCUUCACAGGUGAAAAUUUUGCGGUUUCAGAAGAUGCAGACAAUCAAAAUUUCUCUAUGAAACAUAAUAGAGCUUAUACAGAAGACAAUGUGCUGGUUUACAAUAUAUUUGUAUACAGCAUACCAAAACAAUUUACAGAAAACGAUGUACGCGAUUAUUUUACAACUUUUGGUAAUGUGAUUGAUGUAAACCUGGUCCCGGACAAAAAGAAAUCUCGGCGUGCGGCGCCCAAAGUAGGGUUUGUCAACUUUUCGGACCCGGAAAGUGCCGCCAGCGUCCUAGAAAAGAAUACUCAUCGCUUGCAAGGCUGGCGUAUCGGUGUGAAAGCUGGUGACAGCUGGAAUCAGCCCAAUGCAGAAAAAGCAUGUAGUGUUAAGGUACGCGAUAGUUGGUUUCAGCCCACUAUUACAUCAAUACCGACAGAUGGCACCAAUUUUACUUCGUUGAAUGAUGAUUGUCUAGAAAUAAUUUUCGGUAUGUUGGAGUUGAAAGAACAAGUACGUUUUGCACGUGUAUGUCAGCGCUUCCACGAUAUUUUCCAAAUGCAUUGCAAACGCGAAUUCAAAAACUUCGAUUUGUAUAAAAUGUGUGAUGUGACGCUAUGGGAAAUCCGUGAUUUCUUUCGUUUUGCUGGUGAAAAUAUUGAAAGCAUAUACGGCAGUGUGCCGUAUAAAAAUCGCAAGCGAAUUGUUGAAUUUAUCAGAACAUUUUGUACAAAGCUUAAAACUAUCAAACUGGAUGAUAGUAAAAUGAAUCUAGACUGCCUGAAGAAACUAUUGCGUCGUUUUCCACAUUUGCAAGCCUUGGCGCUACGUGAUUGUGCUUUAAGUGACGUCUACAUAGAGACCAUGACACAUUUAAAGCAUUUAGAAACUCUCGAACUCCCGGAAAAUUAUGAAUUGACCGGUAAAUCCAUAAGCAAACUGACACAACUGAAGGUACUGAACUUAUACGGUUGUUGUAAUAUACAAACUUCACAUUUGGUCGAUAUUUGCGAAUCACUGCCAAACUUAAAAGCUCUGGACAUACGUCGUUGUGAACGGCUAUCGCCCGCACUUUUAGACGUUAUGAUAGAACAUUGCAAAGAAUUGGAAAUUUUAAAAAUGUCUUGCCCGGAGUUUCCAUAUGAACGUGUCGCAUUAUUGCCAAAACUAAAGCACCUAGAAUUGCUUUAUUACUCUCUCUACGGUACAUCACAGAAGCGUCUCUUGGCUGAACUUGUCGCCCACAAGGCUGAUCAAUUCGAGAUUUUGAAAAUUGUUGCCAAAAAUACACUUACUGUCGAGCAUAUUGAUCUAAUAUCGGAGCUGAGACAGUUGAAAGUACUGUUUGUCGCCAACAAUCCGGCAGUGAACGAUGAUGCACUCGAUGCAUUUUGUAAAUUGCAACAACUCGAAGAGUUGACAAUCAAAGGCUGCGGUAACAUAACAAACCGCGCACUUUUGCGGCUGGUGCAAAGCUGCAAACAACUACGUCUGUUAAACAUACAGUUUUGCAAAAAAAUAACCAUGGACUUUCUGCUAGAAACUAUACGCGCAUUAAAAGCUACAGAACAACGCAAAAAAACAUUACAGCUCAUAGUGUAUGGUACAUCAAUGGAUUACUAUGGUGUGGGUGAGUGUGAAGAAUACAAAGAAGCUGCGGCACAGUCUUUGGUUAAAGUUAUCUUCCACGCUUCAAAUAAGGAAUUAGGUUUAGAAGAAGGCGUAGACAUUUAUAAUAUCUGGGAUGGAGAGCAUUGGGUUGACGAUGAAGACGAUCUAACCGAUGAUUAUGAUGAUGAUGAUGAUGAAGACUUACAUUUUCCUGAUUCGGAUAUGGACGAUGAUGACAUCAAUUUUGUUUACGAUGUAUUUGGAGUAUAUCCACCUGGUCACGAUAUCAAUGAUGUUAUUUGGUGAAUUCAUUCUUAAAAAGGACUACACUGCUGCAAACACUAUUAUUUAUUAAUGUUUAAUAAUGUACAAUUUUUACUUUUUUAUGUUUAUUUGAAAUAAAAUUGAAUUUUUCUAAUUAUGAAAUAAGUAAAAAUGUUGAAAAUAAUUUUGCAUAACUUUUCUAUAUUAUUCUAAAUAGUUUUAUAGCUGGUGAAGCCGCAUAUGCCGUGUUCUAAAGAACUUGCACGCUUAAUUAAACUUAAUUAAAGUUCAUUUUAACGUUAUUAGCAAGUCAAUUAUGCACUCAAAUAUAACUAUAUAAACAAAAAUUAUGAAAAAAAUUUAUUUUGUUAAGUUUCGCAAUUUAUUUAAAAUUACUAAGUUGGCGUCCAACAUUUACAUAGUAAUUUUGUCAAAAUCUGACGUUUUCGAAAUUUUAUCAUAUAUUUUAAUAGAUUAACUAAACGAUUUUUCUAAUUCACACCUUGCAAGAAUUUCGACAAAAAGUCAGUGGGUUUGGGAUCUUGGCUUUCCUUCCAGUAACGCAUUAUGUGCCCCUUUUGCUUCCAAAUUUCUACUGUCUCCUUCAGCUCCAUUUGACCCUGUAAAAAUAUAGAUCACUUAGUUAAAUAAUUCAUAAUUUAGUUAAACCAAUUAUUUAAAUUAGUUUUAAACAAAUGAAAUAAAUUUUUUGUUUAAAUAAAAAUCAGUAACAAAAAAAAUGUCAACGCUGCGGACAGGAUUCGAACCUGUGCGGGUAGAACCCAAUGGAUUUCAAGUCCAUCUCCUUAACCACUCGGACACCGCAGCUACAUGAAUACUCGCGGCUAAAUAACAUUCUCAUACUAAGUGAGAAGAGAGCGCGCUCUCAGUAAAAUGAGAGAACAACAAAAGCUUUGGUAUUGCCAAAGUAGAUAAAAGCUUUACUAUUUUUAAUUGGCGUUCUGCAUUAAAAGACAAUAUGAAAUUGCCAUUGGCUCACUUCAAAUUUAAAAAGAUGGUUUGUAUAUGGAAGAACUACUACCUUUGUACUACCCAAUACAAAGCAACAUCGAAGUGGUGGUUUCGAGAAAUAAGCAGUUCCUUGGAGAGCAAAGGAGGUAUGAAAAUUUUCGGAACGAAAUCUCUAACUGACUAAUGGACACUACUUCUUUACUGGCGUAAAAAGCGCUUGCACGAUUAUAGCCAAAAACGUAACGUUUCGUUGGACAUGGUCGCAUCUCAUCCGAGGCUGUUUAUAGUUUUUCAUUGGGGAUGUUUUUUACGUGGCGGGUACCAAGCCUAGCGCAAAACUCUGUGGAGAGGAUGUUUCACGUUUUCACUUCUCGCCUUUAAACGGAUGUUCUUAGGCUGACCAGAGGAUACUUGGUCAAAAACCGAAGUCGUGAGCUGCUUGAGCCAUAAGUAAAAGGAUCGUUUCUGGCCACUUCCAAGUGAAUGGUGAUCAGCGUGAACCUCUACGGAUGACUCCAUCCUCCUUAACGGCCACUAACAAUUGGAAUUUUACCUAUUACUAACACAAAACAGUCAAAGAUUUAUAAGUUUUGAUUCAAUUCGAUUCAACAAAACAAAAGCUUAGAUACUAAUGAAUUUUCAUUAUGCACAAACUAGUCUCCCUAUGCGUAGCACUGCAUAAUAGUUUACUACUUUAAAGCUGCAUACAUACCUUUAUGACCAGCAUAUCAACAACGCGCACAUCGGUCACAUUACGAUGCCUUUCGAAUUCUUCGCGCAGUUUAGCGCGGCACUCUUCCACCGAUUUGGGUAUGUCAUAGUCCAUGACUGUCAUAUGAAAAUAUAAACAUUUAUUUGUAUUUUUUAUUGUAAUGCUUAAAUUGUGGCUCAAAUGCUUGUUGAUGUUUGUGACCAUAAGCGUACGCCAUCACAACGCUUGGAGCAGCCGAUGACAUAACAAACAUUUUGACAACUUUUACGCGCUUACCAAUAUAAGGAAUUUGCCGAUACCAGGCUUUGUAGAGAUUGAGUGCACGUUUGCGCGCCUCCUCACGAUCCACCGACAAGAUGGGACGCACUUGUUGCACAGCUUUUCUUACAGCUUCACGUCCGGCCAUCUUUCUCGAUUUUGGUAAAAUUCAACAAAACACAAGAAAAAAAUCGUCCAAUUUUAAGGAAGAAGAGACAAAUAGCAGGUUGAAA
Bactrocera dorsalis (oriental fruit fly) is the source of this 4229-nucleotide messenger RNA. Its product is annotated as F-box/LRR-repeat protein 7. The record is from RefSeq and is a predicted model, not a curated record. Bases 183 to 2096 code for a protein of 637 amino acids. Gene Ontology annotation, biological process: SCF-dependent proteasomal ubiquitin-dependent protein catabolic process. Gene Ontology annotation, cellular component: SCF ubiquitin ligase complex. Gene Ontology annotation, molecular function: protein binding; RNA binding. The transcript is spliced from 7 exons. Lineage: Eukaryota; Metazoa; Arthropoda; Insecta; Diptera; Tephritidae.